UCGCUUUCCGAGCUUCACUUUACUGCUGUUAUUGUUCACUUGUAGCAUCAUGGGCAAACACAAGGACAAGGCAGAUGAGCCAGACCUUGAUAAUAGCCAGGUUAUUGAAGGCGAGCAAGGUGAAGUUAGCUAUGAAGAUAAAGUGAAGUGUGUUAGCAUCAUAGCACAGCCCAUGGCCUCCAAGAAAGUGGCUGGCAGACUCUAUAAACUAAUCAAGAAAUCUUCCACUCAUAAAACAUACCUUGAAGCUAGUGUGAAAGGGGUGCAGAAGUGGCUUAGGAAAGGAAUGAAAGGAAUUGUAGUAUUUGCUGGAAAUGUUUCACCUAUUGAAGUAAUGUGUCAUCUUCCGGCUCUUUGUGAAGACAAUCAAGUGCCAUACAUUUAUACUCCAUCUAGAGAAGAUCUAGGGGCUGCAAUGGGAGUCACCCGAGGUGUUCUUUGUGUGUUUGUCCGUGAACAUGAGGACUAUAAAGAAUUGUAUAAUAAAGCACUUGAUGAUAUCAAAAAGGUUCCAAAAAUGUAUUAGAGCCUUCUUGUUUAAAGUACUGUGCAGUAUUUGAGGAUUUUUGUGUUUUAGAUAAUGUUGCAUUAAGGUAAAAUGAUUUUUAUAUGAAAAUGUGUGUGAUAAUAAAGGUUUAACUUGAA
Molecule: messenger RNA, 645 nt
Organism: Cherax quadricarinatus
Lineage: Eukaryota; Metazoa; Arthropoda; Malacostraca; Decapoda; Parastacidae
Gene: NHP2
Product: NHP2 ribonucleoprotein
Biological process (GO): rRNA pseudouridine synthesis; snRNA pseudouridine synthesis; maturation of LSU-rRNA
Cellular component (GO): box H/ACA snoRNP complex; cytosolic large ribosomal subunit
Molecular function (GO): box H/ACA snoRNA binding
Source: RefSeq, a predicted model, not a curated record